AUGGAGCUGAACGAGAAGCGCCCCAGGAUCGGUCUUGCCUGCGAGAUAUGCCGUAAACGGAAGCGCAAGUGCGAUGGGGUGCGGCCAGCCUGCUCGUGGUGCCAGGCAAACAAUAAAGAAUGCCAGUAUAUCGAGGAGAAGCCUCGGAAGAGAAAAUGGGACGAUGACUAUAUCACAUCCUUGGAGCAGCAGAUUGUACUCCUGCAAGAAUAUACUGUGUCCCUAGAAAAAUCCGACGCUGUGUCAAACCGCCCAACCGCCAUCGAGAGCAUCUUCGCGGAGAGUACUGUCCACACACAACAAACGAGCCACACUACAGAACACGAUACUGGGCUGGAGGCUUCUGCAGACCUUGGCCCUAGCGACGGCGGAAUUUCCAGUAGUGAUGCGUCUGCCCUCAAUGACGUGAGCACCAUGAUGUGGCGGAUGACAAUCCGGGACGACGGUGAAACUUCAUUCACUGGUCCUUCAGGCAACUUUUGCUUCCCUACUGUUCACCACGAGAUCAGCCCUGGACUGGAAAACUCUGACAAGGUCCAGACCACGCUUGAUAUCCAUGACACCGCCAAACCGAUAUUAGACCAGGCUUCUCGAGUGCAUCUAAUCGAUAUUUUUUCGCGCUCGAUCAACCAGACACAUCAGUUUGUGGAUGCCUCGGCGAUAGAGAUCCUCAAAAUGCACACCUCGCCGAAUAUAGAGCUGCUUGAAUGCGCUAUUCUAGCAGCGGCAACUGUCCUCUCUGACGCGCCAGAAUCGCGAACUCUGGGAGACGACCUUUCCUCAUAUGCAAGGACAAUAGCACUGCACGAGUGUCACAGAAAUCCUGAUGUUUACACCGUUCAAGCCUUGGGAAUUUUGUCAUGGAGAGGUCUUGCUUUGGAUGAAGAAAAUAUGGCUUGGAUGUAUAAUUCCAUGGCUGCAAGCCUUUGCCUCCAUCUCGGUCUUCACGUCAGCUCUCUAGAUUCUCUGAAUGAGACUUCAAGAUCUGCAAAGUCGCCCACGACCAAAGACUCCCAAAAUCUCCGAGUCAAGGCAUUUUGGGCAUCAUUUCUACUAGAUAGAAUUGCAACUUCCUUGUUGGGGAGAAACUGCAUGAUACCGUGGAGGCGCGUCCAGGCGGCUCCAUUUCUGAGCGCAGCUAGCUCUCCUCCUUCACAAGAUGAGCUCAUAUUUGCAGCUCAGUGUAGAUUGUGGUUCAUCCACGAUCAAUCCAUGGACAGGAUCUACGCAUUUGAGUUCAGUGGCCUUGAUUUCACGCAAAGGCAAAGGCUUCUCCUAGAAGCUCGUGAGCAGCUCUUGUCUUUCCAUCGACAACUGGAUUAUCGCCUCCGCUUAACUAGUGACACUCAUUCACCUAACUUGAUCUACCUCCAUAUGUCAUACAACACCUCUCAGCUUCUGAUUCAUCGUCCAUAUCUCAAUGAAGAUCGUCAAACAAGCGCAUAUAAACUGGCCAUUCAAUCAAUGUCAACAGCCGCUGGGGCCAUGGCACGCCUAAUUCGCGAGCACGAAAAGGAUACUUCUUUCGAGGAUGCGCCGCCAUUCAUAGCUCACAGCAUCCUUACUGCCGCGAUUGCGCUCCUACUAGGCGCAACAUCUGCUGACAGUACAGCUAAAAGCCAGUCAAUUAGCAGGUUUCGCACCUGCUUCAAAGCUCUAGAGUCGAUGCAGAAGAAAUUCUCUCGGGCUAAACGAGCAAUGAUCCUCCUUCAAGAGCUGGCCCAGAGGUGGAAUACUGUUGUGGCUCUGCCAAUACAAUACAGUUUCCCCCUGAACAUUUCUAAGGGAGGUGGCAUUGGAACUGAAUCAACAUUGAUCGAGCUCGCAGGUUCCCCUAAAACUGAGGGCUUUGACGGAUAUGAUGGGUCAUUUGCUAGUUUUGAUCCGGAUCUCUUGCUCAUUGACCCGACUACGAUUCUGGACCAAGGUCUUUUCGACUUCUCAACACCUGGUUAUGAGUUGAACAUGGCAAGCAGGAUGUUCGAUGACCCAGGCAUGCCAUAG
Ilyonectria robusta is the source of this 2004-nucleotide messenger RNA. RefSeq lists its product as uncharacterized. Lineage: Eukaryota; Fungi; Ascomycota; Sordariomycetes; Hypocreales; Nectriaceae. Gene Ontology annotation, biological process: DNA-templated transcription; regulation of DNA-templated transcription. Gene Ontology annotation, molecular function: zinc ion binding; DNA-binding transcription factor activity, RNA polymerase II-specific; DNA binding. The record is from RefSeq and is a predicted model, not a curated record. The coding region runs from base 1 to 2004 and encodes 667 amino acids. The transcript has 6 exons.